This is a messenger RNA of Athene cunicularia (burrowing owl), 2751 nucleotides long. RefSeq names its product leucine rich melanocyte differentiation associated (gene LRMDA). Gene Ontology annotation, molecular function: protein binding. Lineage: Eukaryota; Metazoa; Chordata; Aves; Strigiformes; Strigidae. The transcript has 6 exons. Gene Ontology annotation, biological process: melanocyte differentiation. The coding region runs from base 48 to 647 and encodes 199 amino acids. The record is from RefSeq and is a predicted model, not a curated record.
CAAAAUGCUACCUCUAGAUAGCCUUCAAAAUACUAACGUUCCCUCUCAUGUUAUUCAAAUCAAAGCAUUUAAUGUUUUGGAAACAUUGGUCACUAGAAGGACUGAAAACAUUCAGUUACUUGGAAGAGCUGAUCUUGGACAACAAUCUACUCGGAAAUGACCUUCUGUUACCCAGGUUACCCCACCUCCAUACCUUAACGCUCAACAAGAACCAAAUAACAGAAUUAGAAAGCCUUUUGGACCAUUUGGCUGAAGUUGUGCCCUCACUACGGUAUCUCAGUUUGCUUGGAAACAUGGCCUGCCCAAAUGAACUGGUCUGCAAAGAAAAAGAUGAAGAUGACUACCAGAGGUACAGAUAUUUUGUCCUGCACAAAUUGACAAACCUGAAAUUUCUUGAUACUCGGAAAGUAACCAGGAGGGAGAGAGAGGAAGCCUUGCUAAGAGGUGCCUUCAUGAAAGUGGUUAAGCCCAAGGACGCUAAGGCCUCUGGUGACGCUGCCUCCACCUCUCCAGAGAUACACUAUACACCUCUGCCUUUGGGAUCAAGGGACCUUACCAAUCACAGAGGCAUUUUGGGAAAAUGCCGUUACAUUUACUAUGGAAAACAUUCUGAAGGCAACAGAUUCAUCCGAGAUGACCAGCUAUAAAACACAGCAUUGUGCCUCUUCAAUCCAUCCACAUAAGAAGCACAAAUUGCAUCUAAAUUUUAAGCAUGUAACUAAAGUCCUCUAGUGCCUUCUGCUGACUUUGCCAAGCCUGUCAAGAUCAUCUUUCUAUCUUAGUCUGAGUAGUCACAUAGAGAUUGACAUGAUUGCCUUUAAGCAGGUCCCAUUCACCAGUGUGACAGACAGCUGCAGCCGAGCACCCAGCCUGACAGGAGCACCGUGAUGGAUUGCCUGGUCCAAUUGCUGCUCACAGAAGAGCAGGGGUCACACCUGGGGCUGCAGUGAGCAUGCUCUGUCAGUCGGCGCCUUAGCAAAAGCACCCUGUUUAAUCUUCAGCUUGCCUGUUGAGUGAAAGUGGCUGGCGAUAUCAAAGUGUUUAUAAAAGAGAAAGGCUAUAACUUCAGAUGAAAAAGCCCUUAUCUAUUUUGUUUGUUUUUGUUUUUUUUUUUCCCCCCUGUGAAUUAAGUGCUUGUGUUUCUAUAAUCUCGUACAUACUUACACAAAUCCUUUCACAGUGGUUUUAUUGGUUUGGUUUGUGUGUGUGAGUCCUGCCCCAAAAUGGUUUAUUUUUUCUUUCAAUAGGGAAAAAAAUAUAUCCUGAAAAUAUUUCAGUCAUGCAAAGUAUCAUCAAUUUGUAUAGUUGUUUAUAUACAGAGAAAAACGAUUUAAGAAAUUUUGCAGACAAACAAAAUUUCCUAAUUCUUAAAUUACAUCUCAGCAUUUACUAACUAUGACCUUCAAAAAAGUGAUCAUUUUUUAAUGCUGUAGAAUCCUGGCACAGCUUAACUGAGGGCUUGGAAGAAUCCCUGAAUUGUGAUACUGACAGUGUGUAUUAUUUCUGGUUUAUUGCACAAGAUAUUUUUAACUUUUACAGAGAUUACAUUUAGAAUUAAAUGCUUAAAUUUGGAAAGAAAAACGUACUUAAAAGGAGUGAUUUAAAAUAAAAUUGCCACCAGAUGGGUAUGAUUAUUCAGAGAGGGGAAAGAAAUCAAUAAAAGUAACUGGUGGAAUUAACAUAAUUAACAGCUUUACUAGUAUGUUAUAGAGAUGAGUUCUGAUUAAUCCCUUUUGUUGUCAAUGUAAGAAGUUCUAUUGUCAAAUUUUCAGUGGAAAAAAAUAAAAAAGCGUGGCAUAUUUUCUGCUUUUCAGAUAAACAGGUUGGACAUAUUUAGAAUCAUGAAGUUGUUCCUGUGAAAAAAAAAAUCCUAGUACUUCAUGCAUAUAUAUAGUGUUAAGUGCUACUAGAUAUAAUGGGAUUGACCAAGGAAUAUGCAAAAAUUCUGACCUCUGGGCUGUUCCAAACCCAUGCAUAUUGGUCCCAGUUGAGAGGCAUCACUGGCUGUUCUUGGCUUGUUUGAAGUUACUUGGUGGCAUUUAUUCACUUUCCUGGUUGAAAAAUCAGGUUUUAGAAGUUGCCUACUUUCGAAGGCCGUUACCAGCUAGAGUUGCAGGUGGAAGUGAGCUGGAUGUUGAAGCCAAUCAUGAAAUCAGGUUGGACCAAUGAAAAAGAAUGAGACACUAGCAGAGUGACAAAGAGAAAGCUUGCUGCUAAUGAACAUUUACUCAGUAAAUGGAAGCCUUCACUCACUCUUUAACAGAUACUUAGAAUCAGUGAUGAACACAGAACAAUCCAGUUCACAACACCUCUUGUUCAAAUUGAGUUCUGAGCUGUUUGCUAUACAAAUUGGUGUCUGAAAAGCACAUUUUGGCCACUUGUAACAUCUCUGCUAAUGUCAUACAUGGCUACAAAUGAAAUGACAAUUCACAUUAGAAGUCCUAGGAGAUACUAGAUAAAGGAAUACUACAUGCCUCUUUUUGUAAUCAAAAAUAUAAUUAGAAAUAUUUAGGGCACUUGUCAUCUCUCUUGGUUACCAAAAUAGCAGUCCUAGUUUGUUCCUAUCAUACUGUCUGUUUUGAAACCUCCACACAUUUUGGUCAUGGAAUAUUACAGGCAGCAGGGUUCUGAAUAGGGAUGUUUAGAAUAACCUAAUGUCACUUUCAGUCUGGUUGCAUGUAUGUUCUUGUCUUUAUAAAGGCUUUAACCCUGCCUCAAACAAUAAACAGCACUUGCAAACUGACCUCAUGA